AUGGCAUUAAAUCUACUCGACAGAAGGGCGGAUAUAAGACGCCAAUUAUUCAAUUUUGAUGUUUCGGAUAUUAAUAAUGAAAGUACUUCGGCAAGAAUUGACGACGAGUAUGAAUCUAGCGACCUAACCUCAUAUUAUCGCAAAAAACUAUAUUACAUAAUCAGAUGUUUCUGUUAUACUGGCAAAUUGCCAUACUAUGUGGCAAAAUUACUAUAUGAAACAUGUGUUACAUGUGGUAAAUUGGUGGAAAUUGACACUAGUCGUGUUAAAAUCGGCAACCUAGCCGAUUUACAGCAUUUAGAUCCAACGUUACUCUAUAAUGUAUAUGCCAAAAGUCAUGAAUAUGAGAUAUUUAUCUGUUGUGGCACGUUCUUUAUGGGCGUGUUAUCGCAUGUAUCUAUGAACUCAAAUUUUGAUCAACCCAAAAUUGUCCUAAUCAAACAACUAACCCACACUAGCCAACGCGGUUUGUACCGAACCUUCACGGGACUAAAAAAAGAUGAGAAAAUACUAGAAACUUUGGUACAUUCGUUGCAAAAAUCGCACAUACAAGUUAUUUUCACAUCAUCAUCCAUUCCUAUUUUCCUAUCUAACUUACUUGUAAAGGCAAAUAUUACUUGUGUGGCGCAUAUAUUGCCUAGUGAAUUGGAUAGGUUGGCUCAAGUAACCAAAAGUACAUUGUAUGAAAGUUUGAUCGAUGCAUGUGAAGAUACUAUACAGUGUCAGUUGGGCAAAUUAUUAAUACUGGGAGAUCAGAGAUAUAGGCGGAUAAUUGCAGCAGAAUGCGAUUUCCGUAUGGGCUUAUCUAUAUUCACCAGCACACUUCUAGUUCCAAUACUAGAAAAAUUAUUAGGCAUAACAUUUCGAUUGUUUUCAGAGGAAUUAUUCAUUAAGUCUAUCAACGGCAGUAUACUUCCCAUUACAUCUCUAUCAACUAUCCGCUUAGACGGGAAUAAUGACAAUUGUUUAGGCUCCAAUGAGUUUGAUAAAAAUGACUUAUCACUGGAAUUUUUUGGUACUAGAAAACUUAAAUUGUGUGGAAUGCAGCAAUAUACAUUCAUUGACAAUACAAAUGUGGACUUCAUGAUGCCAUUAAAAACUUGGAUAAAAGAAUUAUUGUUAAAUUGUACUAGAUUUGGUUGCCCAUUUGACAAUUCAGGAUGCAAUGGUAAUUUAUCAGAGCACACGCUCAUAUUCAGCAAUCGUAAGCACAACGUUGAAAUAUCAUUUGUGUACAAUUACAAAUUGUUAGCAUUACCAGACUCCAAUUUUUCAAUAUAUAUUCAAAGAUGUUGUUACAAUUGCAGUGAAAUUACACCGAAUAAGCCGUUUUGUUCCAAUAUAACUCUCUUAAACUUCUUAAAGACACUUUUGCACUUUAGAAUUUUUACCCACAAAUGCAAACGAUAUUCCCAUUUGACUAAGCCAAAUAACUCAUUAAUCAAUCAAUCUGGUACUUUAGAUUGCGAAAAUGGUGUUUUUAACGAUCUUUUCAUAGGUAAUUCAAAGGAGUUACUGUUUUCACUUAUUCCCGAUGACAUGAGGUCUACAUUUCCAUUUCGAAUUUCGUUCAAACUAUUGCCGUUUGAAAGUUAUCAGUUUGUGCCCCUUGUUUCCAAUCAAUGUGAUAUUUCAGUUUUAGAAAAUAACGAAUCCAUUUCUAAAGCCAUGCCAAUUCAAGAGUACCAUGAAGCAUGUCACCAGCAAAAAAAAUAUCCCUAUUUUAUAUCAAAAAGCCAGCCAUACAUACUUGAGUAUAUUGGAUACAAUAUAUACCUUCUUUAUUUCCGGAUUUACCCAGAAUUCAAUGGAAUGGCUCAUAAAUUAGCCGAGGCUCCAUCGCUAGAACUAAUAUACUCAUUGCAUUCGUAUAUCACAAAGUAUAUUUCUCACAAACAAUUUGACAAAUUGGAUUUCCUGAAAAAUUUCCCAUGUAAAUGCAAUGUGAUUGAAUUUAAACCAAAAAAAUCAACCAUACACCGUAUGAUGGAUGAUAACAUAAUUGACGACUGGAUAGCACAGACAGGACUUCACGAAAACGUACAUGAUUAUAUUAAAGAGAUUCGGGAUAAAAAACUGGUUUUUAUCUGUGAAUUAUCGAUUCAAUUGCCUGUAAAGGUUAGUAAAUGUGGGAAAUCAGAUUUCAAAAAUUCUGCUCUAAGGCCUUGUGUGAAUAGGGGUCAUUGUAUCAACUGUAACUGGCAGUGUUUCAGUUCCUGGCAGUCGUUAUACAUUUACAAUUUGAUGUUGUUAGUUUACUCCCUGUCGCAGGAGUUUCAAGUUGAUAGAUUUUAUGUCAAUGAGGCCAUGUGUGAACUUUAUAUCACACAGAUAAUUCAGUGUGAAUUUGCUCUAAAUUGGAAUGAGGUGGAAUUUUUGGCAAAAUUAUCACUUGCUAAAUUUUUUUCCAGCGACAAGAUUAAAAUAUCAAUCCGUAAGAUAAAUUCAACUGGUUCUAGUAAUGGGGGCAAUGAUUUAAAAUCUCCUAUUGGUUAUUCGCGCGUCGGUAGUAAAUCAAAUUUAAAUAAGGCUUAUGACAUUCUAAACGGGCUACGUGUGGAAGAAAUUGUGAAGGGAGUUAAUGUCAUAGCGGAACCUCCUCCUGAGACUUCCAGGAGUGAUUUGGGUUCGAUACUUGCCAAAUUUUUUUCUCAGGACAACAGCGAUCCCAUUAACAUAUCAUUACCUGUGGGAAACAUCAGUUGGAGUGGUGAUAACAAACUAAUGUUAAUUUACUCAGUUAGAAGCAGGACUAAUAAUAAUAUAUCAUUUAAAGUUAGGCAAACAAUAUUUUGCAUGAAUACUAGCUUUGAUUACGAUAUAUUUGACACGCCGCUUAUACAGGUGUGUAAAACGACAAUCUGCCAUGGUAGUAAGAAAUUUGCCAUUGAAAAUUUCUUCGGCCAGCAGUUUUCCCAGCUUCGAUCUUCAUACGGUAUAACCCCUAACCAAUUCAUCAAGUCAAUUUGCAAAUUGGAGAGGAAACAUUCGACGGGCGGUAAAAGUGGAGCCCCUCUUUAUAUAACACAUGAUAGGAAGUAUGUUAUAAAGUUGCUUAAUAAGCAUGAAUUGGAGUGUUUUGUGCAAAAUGGUCUGAAGAUGAUCAAUUAUUUCAGUUCUAACCGAAAUACACUGUUAUGUGUCCCCUUUAGUUGCAUGAAAAUAAACGUAUUGUCUCCAAAGACUAUAUUGCUCAACAAAACUAUAAAAUGUAUAAUAUUACAAAAUGUCGACCUUUGUAAUGAAUAUUGCGCCCAUGUAUACGGGGAAAAGUUUAGUUUUGACUUGAAGGGCGUUGGAUUGCACCGUUCAAACAUCGAAAAAAUAUCAUCGAGUAAUUAUAUAUCAGGAGAUUCAUCCCACACAAAUACUAGUGACAGUUUAAACGAUUCACAGUCAAUAUUAGGAAUAUUUGACACGAUAGGAAUUGAUGCUACUAAAGAAUUUCUUGUAAAAAGUGUAAAAACAAUGGGUAAAGUUAAGUCUUGGGAAACUGAGAUAUACUCACAUCGCAGCGAAGAGUAUGAAGAUGAUAGUCGGGAUGUUGUUCUCUGGGAUAGGAACUUUUUUGAAUAUACCAAAGGAUGCCCAUUGGUUCUGGAAGAGGCAUUACCCAAUUUAAUAGACCAGAUUGAUCGGGACACAAAAUUACUAUCAGAAUUAAACGUUGUAGAUUAUUCUAUGCUUCUACACAUUUAUCCAAAGACAGGAUUGCUCUGCAUGAGCAUUAUAGAUUACCUAAGGCCUUACACUUGGGAUAAACAAGUCGAGACGAUCGGCAAAAAAUUGGCCAAUAUCACCAGUGGCGAGAUGCCAACUGUUCUCUCCCCUCCAGAGUACAUGAAGAGGUUCCAGCAGCAAGUAGAAAAAUUGUUUACUAGCGGAAUAUCAAAGGGAGGCGCUACAAUAAAAUUACAGUUUGCCCAAAUAUUGUCUUCGCAAGUGGAUAAACCACUAAAUACUGUCAAUGAUGUACAAGCCAAUUCCCUAGCGCCUACCAUCUCAAUGGACAGGUUCGUGGUUGGCAAUAUGAGUUUGGGAGGCAAAUUUAUAUCGCCUACUUACAACCGUCUUUCCUUCAUGGAUCAUCAGACGGCCUUACAUUACAACGAAUUUAUCAACGAAUAG
This is a messenger RNA of Babesia microti strain RI, 4128 nucleotides long. Its product is annotated as 1-phosphatidylinositol-3-phosphate 5-kinase. The record is from RefSeq and is a predicted model, not a curated record. The coding region runs from base 1 to 4128 and encodes 1375 amino acids. NCBI's taxonomy places the organism in Eukaryota, Apicomplexa, Aconoidasida, Piroplasmida, Babesiidae. Gene Ontology annotation, molecular function: 1-phosphatidylinositol-3-phosphate 5-kinase activity. Gene Ontology annotation, cellular component: endosome membrane. The transcript is spliced from 4 exons. Gene Ontology annotation, biological process: phosphatidylinositol phosphate biosynthetic process.